CUCACUGUGACACACUCACACUACACUUCUCUCCCACCUUAUCUCAAAACGAUAGUUUAAUUCUCUGUACAAUUCGGUAGAUUAUAUCACAGGAAGAAGGAUUUCGAAGAACGAGGAGACAUUCAAGCAUUGCAAGGAAUAUUAUAAUGGCGGUGAAACUAAGCUUAGUACGUGAAAACAUUACUUGUUUAAUACUUGUUAUGUCGAUAAUGUUAUCAUUCUAUACUUCCAGUGCAGCAAACGAUUACGAUAUACUUUUAUCGUUCAAAUCUUCGGUUAACGAUCCGUUUCGGUACUUAUCAAACUGGAAUUCUACGAAUAGUUUGUGUAACUGGAACGGAAUUACUUGUAGAAACUUUACUCAACAAGUUACAAAACUUGAUAUCUCAAGUAAAAACAUAUCCGGUGAUCAUUUCUUCUCUACUUCACUACUUAAUCUUCAGUUCAUCGAAACCAUUGAUUUAUCAAACAAUCAAUUCUCUGGUAAAAUUCCAGAGAAAAUCUUUUCUUGUUUAUCGUUACGGUAUUUAAAUCUCAGUAACAAUAAUUUCACUGGUUUGAUUCCAAAUGGCUUCAUUCCAAAUCUAGAAACCUUAGAUUUUUCGAACAAUAUGUUGUCCGGCGAAAUUCCUGAUGAUAUUACUCUGUUUUCUGGUUUGCGAUAUCUUGAUCUUGGUGGAAAUGUACUGAAAGGAGAAAUUUCAAAGAAGAUAUCGAGUUUGCAGAAUUUGGAGUACUUCACAUUAGCUGGUAAUCAGUUAACUGGCGGAAUUCCUAAAGAAAUCAGUGUAAUGAAGAAUUUGAAAUGGAUUUACUUAGGUUAUAAUAAUCUUUCUGGUGAAAUUCCUGAAGAAAUCGGUUCCUUAUCUUCGUUAAGUCAUCUUGAUUUAGUUUACAAUAAUCUUACCGGGAAAAUUCCAUUUUCAUUCGGAAAUCUGUCAAAUCUUCAUUAUCUUUUUCUUUAUCAAAACAAACUCACCGGUUCCAUUCCGGAUUCAAUAUUCAGCUUAAGAAAUCUCAUUUCACUAGAUGUCAGUGAUAAUUUUCUUUCCGGUGAGAUUUCAGAACUUGUCAUUCAGCUGCAAAAUUUGGAAAUCUUUCAUCUCUUCUCGAAUAAUUUUACCGGGAGAAUUCCGCAGUCGUUAGCGCGUUUAAGGAAUUUGAAAGUUCUUCAACUCUGGUCUAAUCAAUUAUCUGGUGAUAUUCCACAGGAUUUGGGGAAAUUCAAUAAUCUUACUGUUUUAGACCUGUCUACUAAUUAUCUCACUGGUAAAAUUCCGGAAGGUCUUUGUAGUUCCGGAAGUUUGUAUAAGCUUAUACUGUUCAAGAAUUCUCUGGAAGGUGGUAUUCCGAAAUCGUUAGGUUCUUGUAAGAGCUUACAGAGGAUUCGAAUGCAGAAUAAUCUUUUCUCAGGAGAAUUGCCGUCGGAGUUUGUGAAACUUCCGUUGGUGUACUUCUUGGAUCUUUCAGGGAAUCAUUUUUCUGGUAAAAUUGGUGAGGAGAAGUGGGAGAUGCCUUCACUUGAGAUGUUGAGUUUAGCAAGUAACAAAUUUCAUGGGAAAUUACCAUAUACAUUUGGUAGUAAAAAACUUCAAAGUCUUGAUUUAUCUGAAAAUCAUUUCUCAGGUAGAAUUCCGUCUGGUUAUGGGAGGUUAUCGGAGUUAGUUCAGUUGAAACUGAAUCAUAAUCAGCUCAGUGGAAUGAUUCCGGCUGGAUUAUCUUUUUGUAAAAAGUUGGUGAAGCUUGACAUUAGUCAAAAUCACUUGACUGGUCAAAUUCCAGUUGAAUUUUCAGAAAUGCCAGUUUUAGGCAAUAUGGAUUUGUCCGGAAAUGAUUUAUCAGGUGAAAUUCCGCCGGAUUUGGGAAAAGUUGAAUCAUUAGUACAAAUCAAUAUCUCUCAUAACCAUUUCCACGGUAGUUUACCGUUAACCGGAGCGUUUGUUGCUAUUAACUCAAGUGCAGUGAUAGGGAAUGAUCUUUGUGGCAGUAAUUCUAUAAGUGGUUUACCGGCAUGCAAAGUCACCAAGAAACCAAUUUGGUGGCUUUUCAUUACUUCACUGUUAGUGGUUGUAGCUGCUCUGGGUCUUGCAAUUUCCAUAAUUUUGUUCAUCAAAAGAAGAAAUGAGAUGGAAUUGAACAUCAUUGAUGACCCAUACUGGAAUUUGAAAUUCUACGUUCCGGAAAAGCAUCGGAAAAUGAUUACGUUGGAAGAUAUCUUAUCGGCGGCGACGAAAGAAGACAAUGUGAUUUCUAGAGGGAAAGAUGGAGUUAUGCACAAAGGGAAAGCUGCUUCUCUUAACGGGGUACAAUUUGUGGUACACGAAUUGAAGGAAAUGAAUGGGAAUGGGACUUAUACUUCUUCUAAAGACAUGGGUUUCUGGAAAGGAAUGGAAAAUCUUGGGAAAGUUAAACACCAAAAUGUGAUUAAACUUCUUGGAAUUUGUAGGUCAGAAAAAGAUGGAUUUCUGAUUUACGAGUACAUCAACAGUUGGAAAAGUUUGAGCGAUGUCCUCGCUGGUUUGAAUUGGAAUGCUCGUCGUAAAAUAGUGAUGGGUAUUGGCAAAGCUCUUAAAUAUCUGCAUGGGAAAUUUUCUCAUAGUGUUUUGUCCGGAGAGCUGUCAACGGAGAAAAUUGUCACCGGUGAAGAUGGAGAACCUCGCCUUAGACCCAAGUUUGCCUAUGGUUCCAACAAUGGGUUUUCUUCUUCAAGCUACGUCGCACCAGAAGACAAAGAGAAUAACAAGGAUGAUGAAACCACAGAGGAUAAGCUGCAGCAAAGUAGCAAUGAUAUAUAUGAAUUCGGUAUUCUUAUGAUUGAGAUUCUGACGGGAAAAGGAAUAACCGAUGCUGAGCUAGGAAUGCAUGAUAAUAUCGUUGAGUGGGCACGCUAUUGUUACUCAGACUGUCAUGUCGACACAUGGAUCGAACCCAGUAUCAAAGGUGAAAUAAUGUUGAAGCAACAACAUCAUCAGAUUGUGGAGAUGAUGAAACUUGCUCUUCAAUGUACUACUAUUGAUCCUGCUGCUAGACCAUCUGCAAACUAUGUAAUGAGAACUCUAGAGACAAUUGAAGGGACUGGAUAUUCUUGCACAUCUAGGUUCAGCGUUAAAGUAGCUAGCUAGUUAUAGGGUUUAAACCAUAGUGGUGCAGGCCGGUCUAGUGAUGUUUGCAGUGAAACAGUUGCUAAAGGUCAUACUUUUGUUUUGUUUUGUUUUGUUUUGUUUGUUUCGUUUUCUUUUCUUUUGCUGUGUUUUGUGACAAAGGCGAUCACGAUGCCGUAAUGCCAGUCAUGUAUAGAUGUGAAUAUAAGUAUGAUAUAUAAAUGAGGAGUUUCGCAAGUUUCUUUUUGA
Molecule: messenger RNA, 3350 nt
Organism: Papaver somniferum (opium poppy)
Lineage: Eukaryota; Viridiplantae; Streptophyta; Magnoliopsida; Ranunculales; Papaveraceae
Product: probably inactive leucine-rich repeat receptor-like protein kinase At2g25790
Exons: 3
Coding region: 147-3122 (991 amino acids)
Biological process (GO): protein phosphorylation
Cellular component (GO): plasma membrane
Molecular function (GO): protein kinase activity; protein binding; ATP binding
Source: RefSeq, a predicted model, not a curated record